AUGGGCCCGAAGAACGCGUGUAGCUACGCGGAUCUCGCGAUGGGCAUUAUCGAUGAAGGAGCGAAAUCCGGUGAAAUUAAACCUAAUUUAUGGUGGCGUUACCGGGACGAUAUUUUCGAUCUCUGGACACAGGGUACUGCCAAACUUCUCGAAUUUACUGACUUUAUCAACUCGUUAUACCCCACAAUUAAAUUUACGCUGGUUUACUCGGAAAUAUCACUAAAUGUUUUAGAUCUUACCCUCACGCUAGUUGAUGGUCUCAUUCGGACAGACGUAUACUCAAAACCCACCGAUAAUCAUCUCUACUUACAACGAAAGAGUGCACACCCAGAUCAUUGCAUCAAGGCAAUUCCCUUUGGAGUAGCUACGAGAUUAAGAAGAAAUUGCUCAACAGAAGAAGAUUUUGAUAAACGCAGCAAAGAAUAUCAAAAGUACCUAACAAGGAGAGGAUACCAUCCGAAUAAUGUACACAAGCAAUUCAACAAAGCGAAGUCAAUUCCCAGAGAGGAACUACUGCAACAUACCAAGAGAGAGAAGAGAAUUUUAUUUCCGUUGGUU
This is a messenger RNA of Paramuricea clavata, 558 nucleotides long. The record is from the annotation of a GenBank genome assembly. NCBI's taxonomy places the organism in Eukaryota, Metazoa, Cnidaria, Anthozoa, Malacalcyonacea, Plexauridae.